This is a messenger RNA of Ostrea edulis (European flat oyster), 1493 nucleotides long. RefSeq names its product caprin-2-like. The record is from RefSeq and is a predicted model, not a curated record. Bases 615 to 1454 code for a protein of 279 amino acids. Gene Ontology annotation, molecular function: protein binding. Gene Ontology annotation, biological process: regulation of apoptotic process. The transcript is spliced from 2 exons. NCBI's taxonomy places the organism in Eukaryota, Metazoa, Mollusca, Bivalvia, Ostreida, Ostreidae.
AUAUUCCACCAAUAGGUUUGGAGAAAAUGGCAUAGAGCCGAUCGAGGUCCUAGGACAGAUCCUUGUGGUACGCCGCAAUUGAGACGGAAAUCAUCGGAGAAGGUGGAUCCUAUGGCCACUUUUUAGGUCUUCUGUGAGAGAUAUGACUUAAAUACAUUUACUAGUGUUUGAUAUAUUUAUCUAUCAUACUAACAAGUGAAUUUUAAGAUAUUGUCUUCCAAUGCAUGCUAAUUAUGGAGGUAUAUUGAAUAUUUCUGAGUACUAUAUUGGGACUUUUGUCAUAGCUAAUAGCAUUCAGAAGUUUGUUACACGUAUGUAGUUUUUUUUAACCAGGAAAUUAAAUCUCAGACCAGAUUCUUGAAAAAUCUUAAUUAUCUCCAGCUUGUGAUUCGAGUUUUUUUUUUUGUUUUUUUUUUUUCAUAUAUCCAUGGAUAAAGUGAUUUAUAGAGUCAAUCCUAUGCUAUACUAGUAGCAAUUUACUAUACAUGUAUUUAUUUGUCCAUUACGAAGGUAUAUCAUGAUAAGAAUGUAUUUACAUGAACUUUCUAUCUAUAUAUAAAUGACUGCGUGGCCUAUAUCAUAGAGAUAAGUACACUAUUGUGAGUGCAUCAAACAUGAAUUUCUCCUAUAUGUUUUUUCUACCCAUACUCUCAGCAAUAUAUACGUGCCAUGGUAAGACGGUAUGUGAGGACAGAAGGGUUGAUUUGCUUUUGGAAGAGAUGACUUCGCUUCGACGAUCGGUAUUGGCACUUGAGGACACGGUUCGACGUCAACAUGACCUAAUUGAUGACCUCAUUCAACGAAAUAUACAACAGGAGAGACGAAUAGAGGAAAUCAAAACUACCAAGGGCACUCAAACCGAGAAGUUAGAGCACCGGUUGGAGAGUGUGGAAACUAAAUUUAAAACGGAGUAUGCUCCAUUUUCUGGCUCUAAUGUCACCACUUAUCCGCAUGGAAGUGGAAUCAUACCGAACAGAGGAAGGAUCACCAGAAGAAGACGUCAACAACUUCCUUUGAAUCCCAUGGCAACUGGACCCCAUCCGUAUGAAGAAGGAGUGGUCGCUUUUUAUGCUCAGAUGUCCUCUGUUGAAGUGAGUCCCAGUGCUCACCACACUCUUAUCUUCGAUAAAGUGCGUACAAACGUCGGCAAUGGAUAUAAUGGAAUCACCGGGGUCUUUACGGCACCACAGGAAGGAAUAUACACAUUCAUCUGGGUCAUUAGAAUGGUCAAUGCCGAACAUUCAACUGAAUUACUGAUUAACAACGACAUCUUGGGCGCUACAUUUUUGCGCGCAAAAAAUGGUGACGAUGGGUCGGUAAGUGGAACUGCAAUUGCGCAUGUCGGAAAAGGAGACGUUGUAUUCGUGCGCAUUCACUCCACGUAUCCUGGGGAUGGUAACGUUCACAGUAAUUUGCAUGGUCAGCCAACAUUCUCUGGGUGGUUGCUGCACUAAAUUAUGAUUUAAAUUCCUAAUUAAAGUUAUAAAUUUUUA